Messenger RNA from Gymnogyps californianus (California condor), 2727 nucleotides. RefSeq names its product protocadherin alpha-2-like. Gene Ontology annotation, cellular component: plasma membrane. The record is from RefSeq and is a predicted model, not a curated record. NCBI's taxonomy places the organism in Eukaryota, Metazoa, Chordata, Aves, Accipitriformes, Cathartidae. The coding region runs from base 1 to 2727 and encodes 908 amino acids. The transcript has a single exon. Gene Ontology annotation, biological process: homophilic cell-cell adhesion. Gene Ontology annotation, molecular function: calcium ion binding.
AUGGGCGUGUGUUGGGGUGCGGUGGUGCGGGUGCUGUUGCUGCAGGCGGGGUGGGCGUUGGGCGUCGGGCAGGUGCGGUACUCGGUGCCGGAGGAAGCGAAGGCCGGGACGGUGGUGGGCCGGCUGGCGCAGGACCUGGGCCUGGAGGCGGGCGAGGCGGAGGCUUGGCGGCUGCGGCUGGUGGCGCAGGGCCGGCGGGCGAGCGUGGAGGUGAGCGGGGCGAGCGGGGCGCUGGUGGUGAGCUCGCGGCUGGACCGGGAGGAGCUGUGCGGGAAGAGCGCGCCGUGCGCCCUGCGGCUGGAGGUGCUGGUGGAGCGGCCGCUGCGCGUCUUCCACGUGGAGCUGGAGGUCACCGACAUCAACGACAACGCCCCGCUCUUCCCCGCCGCCCGGAAAAACCUCAGCAUCGCGGAAUUCACCACGCUGCCGGGCUCUCGGUUCCCGCUGGAGGGCGCGUCGGAUGCAGACAUCGGAGCCAACGCGCAGCUCUCCUAUACACUCAGCCCCAGCGAGCAUUUUGGUUUGGAAGUGAAAACCAAAGACCAAACCAAAAUCUCCGUAGUCCUCGUAUUAACGAAAUCUCUGGACCGCGAGACGAUGCCUGUGCACCGGUUGGUGUUGACGGCGAGUGACGGGGGCCGGCCGCCGCUGACGGGCACGAUGGAGCUGGUGAUCUCGGUGCUGGACGUGAACGACAACGCGCCCCAGUUCAACCAGUCGGUGUAUAAAGUGGAGCUGCCGGAGAGCGCUGCUGCGGGAACCGUGUUUCUACAGCUAGCAGCGACAGACAAAGAUGAGGGGAUUAAUCGGGAAAUAUAUUAUUCGUUUAGCGACACGAUUUCUGCCAAAGUUCAGAACUUGUUCAUAAUUGACAGAAAAUCCGGGGAAAUACGGACUGCCGGUGUACUGGAUUUCGAGGAGGUUCAGUCGUAUGACCUGGAGAUCGAAGCGAGAGACAAAGGUUGGCCCCCGCUGUCGGGUCACUGCAGCGUGGAGCUGGAGGUGGUGGACGUGAACGACAACGCGCCGGAGGUGUGGGUGACGUCGCUGUCGGUGCCGGUGCCGGAGGACGCGUCGGUGGGGACGGUGGUGGCGCUGCUGAGCGUGUCGGACCGGGACUCGGGGGCGAACGGGCGGGUGCGGUGCGCGGUGUGGCCGCCGGCGCCGUUCGGGCUGGUGGCGAGGUUCGCGGGCUCGUACUCGCUGGUGCUGCGGGAGGCGCUGGACCGGGAGCGGGUGUCGGAGUACGAGGUGGAGGUGCGGGCGGAGGACGGCGGGGCGCCGCCGCUGCGCGGCAGCCGCGGGGUGCGGGUGCCGGUGUCGGACGUGAACGACAACGCGCCGGCGUUCGCGCAGGCCGUGUACACGGUGCUGGCGCGGGAGAACAACGCGGCGGGCGCGGAGCUGGCGCGGCUGUGGGCGCGGGACGCGGACGAGGCGGGGAACGGGCGCGUGAGGUACUCGGUGGCGGAGGGCGUGGGCGGGGGCGCGGGGGCGGGCGGGGGGUGGCGGGCGGCGUCGAGCUACGUGUCGGUGGACGCGGAGAGCGGGCGCGUGUGGGCGCUGCGUCCGUUGGACUACGAGGAGGUGCAGGUGCUGGAGUUCGAGGUGCGGGCGGUGGACGCGGGGGAGCCGCCGCUGUGCGGCAACGCCACGGUGCAGCUCUUCGUGGUGGACGAGAACGACAACGCGCCGGCGCUGCUGCCGGCGCCGGGCGUCGGGCCGGGGCCCGGGGCGUCGGGCUGGUCGUCGUCGGGUCCGGUCUCGGGGGCGCUGUGGGCGUGGGCGGCGUGGGGGGCGCCGGCGGGGCAGGUGGUGGCGAAGAUCCGGGCGGUGGACGCGGACUCGGGCUACAACGCGUGGCUGCGCUACGAGCUGUGGGAGCCGCGGGGGAAGGGCCCGUUCCGCGUGGGGCUGUACAGCGGCGAGGUGAGCACGGCGCGGGCGCUGGAGGAGGCGGACGGCCCGCGGCAGAGGCUGGUGAUCGUGGUGCGGGACCACGGGGAGCCGGCGCGCUCGGCCACGGCCACGCUGAGCGUGUCGCUGGUGGAGGGCGCCGAGGCGGCGCUGGCGGCCGCGGGCUCCUCGUCGUCGUCGUCGUCGUCGUCGUCGGGAGCGGGGCUGCGGCCGGCGGCGGGCGCGGAGGGCGGCGCGGCGGCGGCUGCGGCGUCGGCGUCGGCGACGAACGUGUGGCUGGUGGUGGCCAUCUGCGCGGUGUCGAGCGUGUUCGUGCUGGCGGUGGUGCUGUACGGGGCGUCGCGGUGGUCGCCGCGGGCGGCCGUGGUGUCGGGGCCCGGGCCGGCGACGCUGGUGUGCGCCAGCGAAGUGGGGAGCUGGUCGUACUCGCAGCGCCAGAGCCGGAGCCUGUGCGUGGCGGACGGCGCGGGCAAGAGCGACCUGAUGGUUUUCAGCCCCAACUUCCCGCCGCCGCCCGGCCCCGCGGCGAAGGAGACGCAGCCGGAGCCGCCCGCUCUCCUGGACACGGUCAGUGGCCCUCCCUUUCUGGCCUCUCGCCCCUUCGCCCUUCUUCUCGGUCUCCCUCCGCCCUUCUUCGCGGUCUUCGUUCUGGCCCGCCGCCUGGGCAGGCGCUGGUGGGAGGCGGGCUCAGCCCGCGGGGCCUGCGGGCGGUGGGUGCUUGGCGGGUGCUCAAGGGUGUUCACGGCACCUUUGCAUCUGCCUCCGCGUCCUUGCCGGAGCCCCUCGGCUCUCGCUGUGGGGGGAAACUAG